Messenger RNA from Mus musculus (house mouse), 2389 nucleotides. It is a transcript of the gene Dmac2, whose product is annotated as distal membrane arm assembly complex 2. The transcript is spliced from 6 exons. Bases 958 to 1731 code for a protein of 257 amino acids. Lineage: Eukaryota; Metazoa; Chordata; Mammalia; Rodentia; Muridae. Gene Ontology annotation, biological process: mitochondrial respiratory chain complex I assembly. Gene Ontology annotation, cellular component: mitochondrion. The record is from RefSeq and is marked validated.
AUGGUUCACUUUGUAGCUCGGUUCUCGAGACCUCUCUCAGCCUCCUGGGAAACAAAAGUCUGCGGAAACAGAGCGUCUCCUGCCGGACCUCGCUCGGGAGACGCCGUCUGGGGCUGCCGAGGGCCACAGAGAGUCUCGAGUCGCUUGAUAGAGAAACCAAUGGGAUGAGGGUGGCUUAGCCAAUCAGCGGAGUAGGACAGCUCUUCCUGGGGGGAAAGGACGGGAUAAGGGUUUGGAGGUGAUGUAGAACUAAUGAUGCUUUUGCGCGAAAUUCCUGGGGGGAAUUUAAGGAUCUUGUAAUCCCAGUAUUUGGGAGGUGGAGGCAGCAGGAUCAGGAGUUCAAGGUUAUCCUUUUGUGUAUCAAGUUGGAGGGCAGGCAGGGCAACGUAAAAUCCUGCCUGUAAAUAAAUAACUAAACCUUAAUAGGAAACAAACAAAAAUCAAAGAACAGGGUGUGCAGGCGGGAGCCAGGAAGUUAAUUUGGAGGUCCGAGGAAGAACCUGAGGGGGAUUCCUAGAGCUUCGUUAACCUGGAGAAUGUAUUUAGUAGUAGAGUAUUUUGUUGGUACUCAUUGCCGUGGGUUCCAUUUCCAGCGCUACCUGUAAAGGUGAAGGUUACGUGGACAGGAUGGCAAAGAAAUCAGCCAUUUGGCAAAAUCCUAGGGAGAACUGGGUAAAAUUUGGGCUGGGGAAAUGGUUCAUUAUUGAAGCACAUGUGCUUGAGGCAUGAAGGCCAGAGUUGGUAGAAGCGGGGCAUGUCUGCUCACCUGGAAUCCCAGCACUCUGGAGGUAAAGACAGUUGAUUCCUCAAGCAAACCCACUGGCUGGGCUACCUGAGUUGGGGUGCUGCAGGUACAAGUGAGAGACCCUGCCUUGAUCUAUAAAGCCAGGGGCAAUUGAGGAAGACAGCUGGCCUCCAUACAUGGGCACAUUCGUGCAAGGACACCUACACAUUUGAAUGCACACUAUGCACGUCCUGCACCUGGGCGCCCGAGAAUGGAAUGGCAGAGCCAGGCGCAUCCAUGGCAUGAGUGAGUUGGUGACCCCGGACAGCAGUCGGGAGAAGAAAAGAACGCUGUUGCAGUUCCUCUCAGAUCAUUUCCAGGACAUCCAGACUCUGAGAGAGUACUUGCUCCAGAAACAGAUCUCAAAAGUCAACAGGGAGAAUCGAUCCUUCACUAACAUCCAGGAGAAAUAUGGCCCGUAUGUUGCAGGUGCUGUCUUCAUCCUGAAGCAGGGAGGCGCAGUGAAGUUUCAGGACAAGGAGGAAUGGAUCCGGCCAAAUAACCGUAGCCAUUUCCUCGCCGAGAUUCAGAAGUUCCAGAAUGUGCCUGUGGAGGCUGUGGAUGCCAGUGGCUGUGCCAUCAACUACCAGGGCCUGAGUAACCUCUUGCCCCUGAAGGAGCUGCGGUCCCUGUCCCUGCAGCGCUGCCCCAACCUGGACGACUGGUGCCUCAGCCGCCUCUACCUAUUGGCUGGCUCACUGCAGGAGCUCUCGCUGGCUGGCUGCCCCAGAAUCUCAGAACGGGGCCUUGCCUGCCUCCACCACCUCCAGAACCUCCGCAGGCUGGACAUCUCAGACCUCCCUGCCGUGUCCCACCCAGGUCUCACUCAGAUCCUGGUGGAAGAGAUGUUGCCCCACUGUGAGGUCCUUGGAGCUGACUGGGCCCAGAAUCUCAAGCUGGAACCAGACAAGCAGCCUCCAGACACAUCUACCCCCCUCUCUUCCUAGCCUGUGGCCCAGCUCUUGAAGGGUCUUGUGGGCUCUGUGGAGAGUCUGAAGUCUUCUCACAGUCUGGCUUCUGGUGUAGCUCAUUCAGCACGGAGCAGCAUGGGAAGAUAAGAAGACUGAGUCAGGACUGGCUGACUGCAGCCUGCAACUGGCAAACAUCUGUUGCCUGGGCAGACAGCCCUCCAUGCUGUGACAGCUGCAUGCGGCUCCACCGUUUCCCCCAAACUCUGCCCAUACACAUCAGCAGGAACUGUGGCUGACAUGAGACACUGCUGGCCUACACGGACUAGAGACCAGCAGCCCCCCGAGCCCCAUGGCAUUACCCAUUGAUUUACUGAUGAGCACCUUCAAAUGUGGGAGUCCCAGUGUGUCCGCCCACCCCACCCCCAGAUGGAGAUGAGUAUUUGAGAAAAUAUUCUCUUUCUGGCACGACCGCCGGAGAGAAUCCAAAGUAAAGAGACCUGUGCGGGGACUUUAGAGUGUAGCAGGGAGGGCAGCACUUGCCCAGCACCCAGGCUGUUGGGUGGCCAGCAGCUUCCCCUGGCACUCCUAUCAACUGUGAUUGAUCCUGGCGCCCAUGUUUCCGGUGGCUCUGUCAUGAACCCAAUACACUGUGGAAAUGUGUGAUUCUUUAUAUUAAACGUCUGCUGUUCACAUU